Messenger RNA from Gaeumannomyces tritici R3-111a-1, 299 nucleotides. RefSeq lists its product as hypothetical. The transcript has 2 exons. Lineage: Eukaryota; Fungi; Ascomycota; Sordariomycetes; Magnaporthales; Magnaporthaceae. Bases 1 to 186 code for a protein of 61 amino acids. The record is from RefSeq and is a predicted model, not a curated record.
AUGUCUCCAGUCAUUCCGAUGGCCGCCGCUUGGCGCAUGCAGGGGGGCGGGCAGCUGCUCAUUACCAGGCCCCGACACCAAGCCACCCGUCCAAGGCGUGCUGCCGCAGGACGGUGUUGCUCGCACCUGGAGACCGGAAUUGACCUUGGCAGGCCCAGAACAUUUGGGCAGGGAAUAAAAUCAUAAAAAAAAAAAAAAAAACAAGAGGAAGAAAAACCAGGGGGCUCAGGUUGGGGUAAGGUGGAGGCGUUCUUGGCUUGGAGGAAGGCAACCUCAUCAUAAACGGGCCGAUGCAAGGG